Messenger RNA from Bactrocera neohumeralis, 1566 nucleotides. RefSeq lists its product as uncharacterized. The record is from RefSeq and is a predicted model, not a curated record. Bases 662 to 1417 code for a protein of 251 amino acids. Lineage: Eukaryota; Metazoa; Arthropoda; Insecta; Diptera; Tephritidae. The transcript has 4 exons.
CUCAGUUGGCUUUUGGCCAUUAGCACGAACGGUGGUAGUGAACGCGUACAAAUUGAAAAGUCAAACACACAACAGAAACUCAGCUCGACACAGUGUUUCGUUCAACUUUAGACCAACGCUGUGAAGGAAAGUGUAGCGCGGAAGCACCUUCAACGUUUUUAUUGCAGCCUGGAGCCUUGCGGCAGUUGCUGUCUAUAUACAACGCUCAACAAAAUUCGCUUUUGGCUGCCGUUUAUUUGCGAAAAGUGCACCACUUCUCGCGGCACUUUUAAUUAGCAACCUUUCGCUGGCUGAUUUGCGCAUGCGCAGCGCAUAAAAGCCGUCAAUCACUGGCCGAAACAUCGAUCGCUUAUCGAAAGCGAAAGUUUACUCUCGUUCAACAAGUGGGCGCUGGUCACUCUUGAUUUUUUUAUCUCACUUAUGUCUUUUUUUGUGAAAUUUGCUUGCAAUUUAAUUACCUUGAACUGUGUUUAUUGCCAAAAACAGCUUCGUUUGCGCCCGUUUGGUCUGUGUAGUGUGUAGUGCGUGAAAUUCAUUCGCAAAUUGUGCGCUAAAAAACAAAAACAAAACAACGUGUUUACGAAAAGCGUAAAAGUGAAAUUUACCGUUAAUCGUAAAGCGAAAAAAUUUUCAAAAACUAAAAGCAAAAUUGUGCGCCAAAAUGCCUUCGACCGCGCAUCCUCGCUUCAUCUUCUAUCUGCUCUGCGCCGCCUCGCUGCUCGCCGUGGCACGCUCCGAUCCCACCGGCACUCGCAAUCAGCGUCGCUAUGAAGACUCCGGAGAAGAUAUCGCCUAUGAAGCAGCGAAGCAAUUGGGCCAAUUAAACUAUCGUCUCAACCAGCUGGCCUUCGAAGAGCAAUCCCGGCAAAUAUCUCUACCAAAUAUCACGAUCAAUAAUCUAGUAAGCCGCAUACCCUGCACCUGUGACAAGGGUAUAUGCAAAUGCUGUGCUGGAUUCCUCUCUGUAAUCGGCUUAAAUAGCUGCACCGAGGUCGUCUAUCGGCCCGACGAAUUCUCUUUCGAGUUGCGUAUGCGCGUCAAUAAUAAUGUGUGGUUCAAACGUAAGGUCUCCGGUCAGAACCCGCCGCCAUUCUGCUUCCGUCCGCCACGUUUCAACUUUGCGAGGGCCUGUAUACAGUUCCACGACAUCUGGUUUGUGGGACGAAAUAUGCAUGUCUGCAUGUAUUUGUCGGGCUCUUUUCAAGGCUACGAACUUUUCGAACGCAACUUCGAUUGUCUACUCUUCGGCGAUAAGGGCGUGAAAAUUGUUAAACCGGAGGACGGCUAUCCCGUGCGUCCCACAGACGUGGAUAUCGAUGAUGGUGAUGAUGAAAUCGAGGAGUAUGAUGAGAAUGUGGUGCGCAGAAGACGGCACAGUCGUCUGAGUAAAGUUAUGCGCUCGAGCGAUGAAGCCUAAUCUAUACACAUUCCUCAUGCCAUUCUUCAUGACUGAUAAACUUAUCUUAAAUUAUUUUCUAUUUUAUAUCUAAAUUAGCUAGUUUUACAUCUAAAUUAUUUUAUAUCACAACACCAUGCAUAUAAAUUCCAUGUGUUUCAAUGCUGUUA